Messenger RNA from Hemicordylus capensis (graceful crag lizard), 6271 nucleotides. It is a transcript of the gene LIN54, whose product is annotated as lin-54 DREAM MuvB core complex component. Gene Ontology annotation, cellular component: nucleus. The transcript is spliced from 16 exons. The coding region runs from base 637 to 3045 and encodes 802 amino acids. Gene Ontology annotation, biological process: regulation of DNA-templated transcription. The record is from RefSeq and is a predicted model, not a curated record. Lineage: Eukaryota; Metazoa; Chordata; Lepidosauria; Squamata; Cordylidae.
UUCCGACCGCGAACGAGAAGGCGCGCACACGGCCGCGGCGUAACCAUAGAGCAGUGGAGGCUAGAGCGUCGGCGCAAUGACGCCCGGUACCCGGAAGCGCCGGGUGGGAAGGGAAAGAGGCGAGCUGUGACGCAGGGGGGGAAGAAGAGAGGAGGACUUCCGGGAAGCUUUGAGGCGAGAAGGCGGGAGAAUGGACACGGCGCUUUCUCGGCGGGUGACGACAACGAGGACGCCGGUUGCCAGGGCGCCGCCGCCGAGCAUUAUGGGAUGCGGCGGUGGUGGAAUGGCGCUGGGCGCGUGAUUUUGAACCAACACGGAACCUGUCGCUGGGGCUGGCGCGCCGAGCCGGUCGCGCGCGCCGGAGCCCGAGAAGGGAAGGCGGCGGCGAGGAGGAGGAAGAAGAGGAGGAGGAAGAAGGGGGAGGUGGUCGCGAAGGGAGCGGAAGAGAGGCUGACACAAACCGCCCGGGCGCGAGCCGCCACCGCAGAAUAGAGAGUAAACCGAAGCUUCAUUUGGCAUCUCAACAGUUUAUCAGAUGCUGCUGCAUUAUAAUGCUGCUGAAGGUGGUCUGAUGGGGAUCAGGAACUAAAAAUAAAUCCAGCGCCUCAUCUUUGGCCUACUGUCUACAUUUGCAGGAUGGAGGUGGUGUCAGCAGAGGUGAACAGCUUGCUCCCUGAUGAGAUUAUGGACACGGGUAUAACACUAGAGGAAGAUGAGAAUAUUGAGGCUGUAAUUGUGGGUGACUCCAUUCCUAUGGAAACAGAACUGGAAGAAAUGGCAAAUAUGAGCUCAGUCAGUGAUUCUACAGCCACAGCUACAACAUCAGUCACCACAGAGACUGCCACAGGGUCCAGCAAUUGCAUGAGCCAUUCUGCAGGAAACACUGCCACUAUAAAAGUUGAGACUGGGGUGACUGUGCAGCCUUCCUUUCAAAGUGGCCUCCAAAAACUGGGUGCUCAAACUCCUGUCACUAUAUCAGCCAAUCAAAUAAUUCUAAACAAGGCAACUGACUUGAAAAUCGGCAAUCAAACUAUAAAACAGGAAGGACAAAAGCUCAUUGUAACAACUCUGGGAAAGCCUGGGCAGCCAAUUGUCCUGGCACUACCCCACAAUCAGCUGCCGCAGUCUCAGAAGACCACAUCGCAGACACAAGCAAGUGACUCCAAGGUGUCAACACAGCAGUUUAAGGUGGUGACUAUUGGAGGGAGGCCAGAGGUGAAGCCUGUCAUUGGUAUGUCAGCUUUAACUCCAGGGAGCCAGCUGGUAAAUACUGCCACCCAGUCCUCUGUACUGCAGACGCAACAAUUAAAAGCGGUGCAGAUUGCUAAGAAAACGAGGACACCAACCUCGGCUCCAGUGAUUACUAAGUUGAUCUUCACAAAACCAAUCAAUAGCAAAGCAGUUACAGGGCAGACAACUCAAGUGUCACCGGUCAUUGCAGGUAGAGUUCUUUCACAGACUACUCCAGGAACACCUCCAAAGACUGUAACUAUCUCUGAAAGUGGAGUUAUUGGGACUUCUUUAAGUUCUUCUAUACAACAGACUCCAAAUAAAAUAGCCAUCUCUCCUUUGAAGUCCCCUAACAAGCUAACAGUGGUAUCGGUCGCCUUGCAGCCUCCAAGCUCCCCACAAAAAACAGUUGGUGUUCCUCUAAACGUAGCCCUGGGACAGCAGAUUCUCACAGUGCAGCAUUCAACACCCUCUUCCCCAGGAAAGGCUGUAGCUAACAAUAUAACUGCUCAGGCUGUGAAAUCUGCAGUACAGACCCUCACUGUGGGGGGAGUGAGUACAUCUCAGUUUAAGACCAUAAUUCCCUUGGCAACAGCACCUAAUGUCCAACAGAUUCAGGUACCUGGAAGCAAAUUCCAUUAUGUCCGGCUUGUAACUGCCACAACAGCCAACAGCUCAGCACAACCAGUUGCUCAGAAUCCCAGCACUAGCACGGCACCCCUUCAGCAAGCUAAGCCAAUGGUAGUGAAUGCAACCCCAGUGCGGAUGUCUGUCCCAAUUGUUCCAGCAGCACAGACUGUCAAACAGGUGGCACCCAAACCAAUUAACACAACUUCGCAAAUAGUCACUACAAGCCAGCCACAGCAAAGACUUAUUAUGCCUGCCACACCACUGCCACAGAUCCAACCAAACCUCACCAACCUUCCUCCAGGAACUGUGCUGGCCCCAGCUCCUGGUGCAGGCAAUGUGGGAUAUGCAGUUCUCCCAGCUCAGUAUGUCACACAGCUACCACAGCCCUCAUAUGUUUCCAUAGCAAGCAACACCAGUCUUAGUGGGACUCCUAGUAUCCAGACCCAAGCCCGGCUGCCAUUCAAUGGAAUAAUUCCCUCCGAAUCUGCAAAUCGUCCCAGAAAGCCAUGCAAUUGUACAAAAUCACUGUGUUUGAAGUUGUAUUGUGACUGUUUUGCCAAUGGUGAAUUCUGCAACAACUGCAACUGUACAAAUUGUUAUAAUAAUCUGGAGCAUGAAAAUGAUAGGCAAAAAGCAAUCAAGGCUUGCCUUGACAGAAACCCUGAGGCCUUCAAACCGAAAAUUGGGAAGGGGAAGGAAGGUGAGUCGGACAGGCGGCACAGCAAAGGCUGCAACUGCAAGCGGUCUGGAUGCCUCAAAAAUUACUGCGAAUGCUAUGAGGCAAAGAUAAUGUGCUCUUCAAUUUGUAAAUGUAUUGGUUGCAAGAACUUUGAAGAAAGCCCAGAAAGGAAGACACUGAUGCACUUGGCAGAUGCUGCUGAAGUGCGAGUCCAGCAACAAACGGCUGCAAAGACAAAGUUGUCCUCCCAGAUUUCAGACCUGCUAACCAGGCCAGCACCAGUGCUGACCAGCGGAGGGGGCAGGUUGCCUUUUACGUUUGUUACAAAGGAGGUUGCUGAUGCAACAUGUGAUUGCUUACUGGCCCAGGCAGAGCAGGCUGAGAAGGCAGGCAAGUCGAAGGCAGCAGCGGAGCGGAUUAUCCUGGAGGAAUUUGGACGCUGUCUGAUGAGAAUCAUAAACUCUGCAGGAAAGUCGAAAAGUGACCCUUGUGCCAUGAACUGCUGAUUGUAGAAACUGAGCCGUGGUUUGAGCGGGACACUAAAAGGCACAUGGACACUUUUUUGGUUGACAGCAGCAGAUGUAGUGAUAGUCAUUCAUUUUUCAUUUGGUGCUGCUUAGUUUUCCAUUGGCUAUGUUAAUAUUGAAGCAAGAAACCUUUGUAAUAAUGAGUACCUUUUAAGCCGAACAUUGUUCUACUUAAGAUGACACUUAAAGGUUAUUUUUUUCUUCACACCUUCUUAACUACAUGGGACUACAUGGAGUUUAGAUGGUUUCUUUCCUCAUUUUUAAAAUGUUCUUCAGGAAAUUCUUUAAAUUAUUAUUUGCUAUGUAUUGCAUUUCGAUUUUGUAUGGAGGAAAAAACAAGACACUGGCCACAGUCAGUCAGGAACAUCUCCUGUGCAAACCCAGUUAAAAUGAUUGGAUGCUCCUACUAGAACAGAAUCUUGGACAGAUGUUCCCAGCAUUACAAUACAGCUUUGUUUGCAGCAGUAUAAAUAGCAUUACAUCCAUGGAUGAGUCAAUACUGAAAGGAAGUCAAUAAAAUGAAACAUUUGCCUAAAAGGAAUUCAGAAAGAGAUGCAAAUCUGUAUUGUCUCAUUGGCUGCAAUCCUGAUUUGAAUGGGAAUACUUCUUGUGUUGGUCUUACUAUUAAUUUAUAUUCAGAAUAACAGAGCUAGGUACUGAAAUAUAGAGCAUUGAUAUGCAAAAAUCAAGGUCAAAAUUUGUAACAGUCAUAUUGUAAAACAAUCUUUAUAGUAAGUUUUUAAAAAACAACCUAUCACUGUAAUACAUAUUCCAAAUUUUAAUAAACAACUUUUAUUUGGUUUCAAAGAUCAAUAUUUUCUUUAGAUAAAUGAAUAUAAUUAGAGAUUUUUAGUAUUUGUGCUACCUCCCAGUCUUCAACCCUCUGGAGGAUGGAAAGCAAGUCUCUUGGAAUCUCUCUGUUUUGAGAUUCUUGCUAUCAUUAUCCAGAUAACAUUCCCUAUAAAUUCCUGUUUACCUACAAGAUACACUGAGAUCCCAAUAGAAUUGCCAGAAGAUGGUUUGACAGCAUAAUUCUAGUAAUACUUAUAUUUUAAAGUUCUCCAAAAUCUUAAGUUUCGCAGACUUCCAGCCCAUAUGAUGGAGGAAGGGAUGGAAUUUAUCCUCGAACCAACUCUCUAACAUACACAGAGCAAUGCUUGAUGGUAUUGCAUGCCCUCUAAAGAACACUUGGCAAUAGGCUUGUUAAAUCAGUGCAUGGGGAAAUGCAUGGUUUUAGCCCUUAAUGCAUAUAAAAUGCCUGAUGUGUUUGCCUGCUAAAUAUCUGACAUCCUUUUCCAGCUCUCCAUAGAUACUGGCCAGGAUCCAAAAUACUACACAGCCAGUUGUAUGCUACUUGAGUUUCUCACAAAAACCAACCUCUCUACUGUCACAGACAAAGCACUUUUGAAACUAAGGGGACAUGCAAAAUCAGUUCGUAAUAUGAUGUGGAAACAAGUUAAAACUCCCCUUUGAGUGCACCUAAAGUGGCUUUUUGGAUCCUGGCUCUUGUCCGUGGAAACACUUAGAAAUGGCCUAAGAUUGUGGGAACUGACUUCAUAGGAUCUACUUGUGUUUUAUUUUUAAUUGUGUUCGAUGAGAUGUUGAGGGUACAGCUUUUAAGGAUUAGUUUUAAAGAUGUGGUAUUCAUGCACAGGUUUGACUAGGAUGUGGCCACUAAACAACACAGGUAAGCCCAUUGAUUUCAGUUGCCUUAACCAUACUUACCUCUGUGUUGGAUUAUGACUGAAAUGGAUUAGACAGUGGAGGUUUCCUUUUGCAAAUAAUCUAAAGCCAACUGCAUCUGCUGGGCAUGCCUAGAUAUAGCAAACAUAUAUGUGCGGGAUAACUGGGUCUUUCAAGCUGACCCAGUAUACAUGUUCAAACGCAGCCGGUCAUAUUUUUCAAAGGAAAGUAAACCAAGUUCUAGUAGGCAUUUCACUGAGAGUUAUUCAUAUUAGCUGCAUCUAAAUUGACUGUUCAGUACCAACUUGGCUUAUCUUUUAAGAGUAUAUUUUAGCAGUACAGUGUUAGUCUGAUGCUAUGACAAAACUGAAUAUAGUUUCUGUACCUUGGUGGAACAGGGAAAAAAGGUGAAAUAGCAUUGUUUGGAUGGAGAUGCUUAGAACCUUUAUAACAUUAAAAUACUAAACAUUAUUGCAUGUAUCUCUGGUGCAGCAAAUAGUUCAAUGGUUCUAAGUUUCAUGAAUGGAUAUAAACUUUAUGUUUGAGUUAGCAAGCGUUUGCUAGAAACCUUAGUCAUCUCUGUAAUUAUAAUACUGCAAUUCUUUUUUCCAAAAGGGAUUAUUUUCUCCAUAUAACUGUACAUAUAUGUUCUAUUAUGUAAUUGUAUGUAUACACCUAACAGAUUUAUGUAUAUGUACACACAAUCCUGAAAGGGAAGGUGUUCAUUUUAGCAGAUUUUUUAAAGUAGAACUCUGACUUGUAAAAAGUCUGUGUUACUUUCAGAGUAGGUAGAUUCUCCUUUUACUGGUUCCAUAAGCAUCCGUACAAUAAGAACUGUAUAAAUGUAUAUUAGUGUAAGUGGAUAAAGGAAUACUUGAUCAAGUUAUUUUUCAAACAAAUUGCAAUAUGCAUCCUUUUAUCUGGAACUAUAUCUGUGCUCAAAUUUGUAUAUAUUUUGUGUCUUAUUCUAACUUGCACCUUUUUUGUGAUGUGUAUUUAUGAGUGUGCAAAAAACAUUUUGUGAAGUUUGGAUUCCAGUUGUAGAUUAUGUAUGAUGGAAUUGCGUGUAAAGAGUUGAAAAAGGUGCAAUCAAAGAUCUAGUUUUCUGUCUCUUUUAGAACAAGCUCCCUCCAGUACUUAACUUGGUUCUUCCCCUCCUCUUCCUGGUGUGUUUAAACUUGGUCCUUUCGCAUGAAAUUGCUGAAUAAGAUAGUCAAAGCAACAUCAAAAGACUGGGAGCAGGCUCUCAAUUUCAGUGGAGCUUCUCCAGCGUUCCUGUAAAAACCCUACAGAAAUGCCUGACCCAGCCAGAGUGCUUUUGGAUCAUACCCACUGUCAGCCAAUUUUGAGGGGGAGUGUGCCUGGGAUUAAUUUUCUAGUUCUGGUUUACUUCUUUUAAAAAAAUAGACUUAAAUUUAUAUUUACUAAACCUAUUCAAAAAAUACACUUUUCUAUAUUGUAAAAACAGAACUGUCAGAUAAAUCACAAAGGAAAAAAAAUAAAACAUUUAUACUAUUCUGUA